This is a messenger RNA of Penicillium salamii, 1038 nucleotides long. The record is from the annotation of a GenBank genome assembly. NCBI's taxonomy places the organism in Eukaryota, Fungi, Ascomycota, Eurotiomycetes, Eurotiales, Aspergillaceae.
AUGCCUUACCAAAGAUCUAUCAACGUGGUGGGCUGCCACUGCGCCGGCGAAUCCUGCGAUGUCAUCGUCGGGGGUGUCUUGAACCCCCCAGGAUGCAACACCAUGUACGAAAAGCUUGUCCACUUCCGGGACAAGGAAGAUCAUAUUCGACAGCUCCUUAUGCAAGAGCCUCGUGGCCGGUCCGCGAUGUGUCUCAACCUCGUCCUCCCACCCUGCGACCCGAAAGCCGACGUCGGUUUCUUGAUCAUGGAAAGUGACGAGUACCCACCCAUGUCAGGAGGCAAUACCAUCGCCACAGCUACAGUUCUCCUGGAGACGGGCAUGGUUAAAAUGACAGAGCCAACCACUGAGAUGGUACUUGAAACACCAGCAGGACUGGUCUCCGUCACUGCCGAUUGUGAGAAUGGAAAAUGCAAAUCCAUUGCAUUUGAUAACGUGCCUUCGUUCGUCUUCGCGUUGGAUUACAAAGUCGAGGUUCCCGGAAUCGGUACUGUGUCUGUCGAUAUCGCAUGGGGAGGUAUGAUCUACGCCAUUGUCGACGUCACUUCGCUUGGAAUCAAAAUCAACAACAAAAACGGCCCGAAAUUGAUUGAUUACGGAGAACGUAUCAAACAUGCAGUGCAAAACGCUCCCUUCGUUCCGGUUCACCCAGAAAAUCCAAAUAUUCGGGGGGUCACUAUCUUGGAGUUCACCGAGCCUCUUGACCGGGAUAGCAUGGAAGCUACGAACACAGUUGUGGUAUCACCUGGUCGAUUUGACCGAUGUCCUUGUGGAACCGGUAGCUGUGCGAGAAUGGCUGUCCUUCAUGCGCGUGGUCAGCUUGCUGUUGGCGAGAAAUUUACCCACCGCAGUAUUAUUGGAAGUACUUUUGAGUGCCAUAUCCGUGGUACGCAGAAGCUGGGUGAAUAUGACGCUAUACUGCCGACAGUUAAGGGAAGUGCCUGGAUCAAUUCAUUCAAACAGAUGGUUUUGGAUGCAAGUGACCCAUGGCCAGAAGGUUUCAGAGUUGGUGAUCAAUGGCAUGUGAUGGAGGAAUGA